Molecule: messenger RNA, 1285 nt
Organism: Psammomys obesus (fat sand rat)
Lineage: Eukaryota; Metazoa; Chordata; Mammalia; Rodentia; Muridae
Gene: Lat
Product: linker for activation of T cells
Exons: 12
Coding region: 329-1042 (237 amino acids)
Biological process (GO): signal transduction
Cellular component (GO): membrane
Source: RefSeq, a predicted model, not a curated record
UGCCCUCACCACAGCUUCCUGUCGCACGAGGGUGGUGAGAAGGAGAGGCAGGCGGGGAGCGAGAGAGGGGCAGGUACAGCUGGGCACAAGGGAUCACCGCGCAGCUGGUAGCUGGGACGCAGGCCCCAACUCAGGCUCGGGGACCAGCGUCUUCCCCAGCCGACACAGAUCUCAACAGUCCAGCAAGGGAGCGUGGCCAUUGAGCCUCAAGAAGAACUCAGCUGCCUGCCUCCUGAUCCCAGACUGGGGCCCUCUCGGUCCCACAGCCCUGCUGCCACUCUGCCUAGAGGGGCUGCAGCCAGCGGGGCCCGGGGCAGGUGCUCUGCAGAUGGAAGCAGACACUCUGAGCCCCGUGGGGCUGGGCCUCCUGCUGCUGCCCUUCUUGGUCACGCUCCUGGCUGCCCUGUGUGUGCGCUGCCGAGAGCUGCCGGCCUCCUAUGACAGCGCUUCCACAGAGAGUUUGUCCCCGAGGAGCAUCCUCAUGAAGCCACCUCAAUUAACCGUCCUCCGCACACCUGCUGCUUCCUACCCUCCUGUUACUUCCUUCCCACCCCUGAGGCAGCCAGACCUGCUCCCCAUUCCGAGAUCCCCACAGCCCCUUGGGGGCUGCCAUCGGAUGCCAUCUUCCCGGCAGGAUUCGGAUGACGCCAACAGUGUGGCGAGCUACGAGAACCAGGGGCCGGCCUGUGAGAAUGUGAAUGAAGAUGAGGAGGAGGAGGACUGUCCCAACGAGGGCUACCUAGAGGUGCUUCCGGACAGCACCCCCGCCACCAUUCCCACAGCGCCCUCUGCCCCUGUGCCCAGCAACCCUGGAUUCCGAGACAGCGCCUUCUCCAUGGAGUCGGGUGAAGAUUACGUGAACGUCCUCGAGAGUGAGGAGAGUGCAGAGGCGUCUCUGGACGGGAGCCGGGAGUAUGUGAACGUGUGCGAGGAGCUGCAGCCGGUGACCAGGGCUGAGCUGGAUACUGUGAACUCCCAGGAGGUGGCUGAUGAAGAGGAGGGGGUGGGCGGAGAGGAAGCUCCCGAUUAUGAGAAUCUGUAGGAGGUUAACCGAGAGCCUGCUGCAGCUGGUCUGUCCUGGAACUGGACUUGCUGGGAGGGCUGAACUCAGCAGCUGGGAGUGUCUCUAAGGGAGUCCCACUUGACCUCUGCCUUGCCAACAGUCUGAGAAUCUCCCAUAACUUAUUGUCACUUUGGGGUCCAGUCUGGGUCCCCAGUAUUCCUCACCUUCUGGUAAAGCCUGAGAAUGAAUCUAAUUCCAGCCUGACUCUGUCAUGGAAUAAAG